This is a messenger RNA of Paraphaeosphaeria sporulosa, 1215 nucleotides long. RefSeq lists its product as uncharacterized. Lineage: Eukaryota; Fungi; Ascomycota; Dothideomycetes; Pleosporales; Didymosphaeriaceae. The transcript is spliced from 3 exons. The record is from RefSeq and is a predicted model, not a curated record. The coding region runs from base 1 to 1215 and encodes 404 amino acids.
AUGAGUGGAAACGCGGCAACAAUUCACGAAGAAUUAAGUAGGAUAGCUACGGGACAAGGGGUUGCACCAGCCGCCAACGAGAUGAACAUCGUCCAAGAACGGCUUCCACAGGAGACUCAGAUGAACGAGAUCAAAGCACAGCGAGCAGAGCAGGACCCUGAGCUCGACCAGCGGAUGCAGGACACGAACCACUCUCAGCACCGUACUAGUGGUACACAAGGCGCAGAGGAGACUGCCAUGAAGACUCUCUCGGACACCCACUCACAGCCGAUCAUCACCGCACCAUCGGAACAAGCCACCGCUAACAACGUCGACCUGCUUUCUGCGAUGCGCACGAUGGUUAGCGAGGGAGGAUCUACUCCGCAGCGUGCACCCUUUGCUCGUGGAGAUAUGCCUGACGUGGAGGAGCCACACAUCAUCCCAGCGGGUCCUCAGCAAGCACAGAACCCGCCAUCAGAUCCUACGCUAUCCCAACAAUUCGACUCAGCUCUAGAUGAGCUCACAAGCGGCCUCAACGACAUGUACAUUUCUGUCUUUGAUGCUGUGGUCAGCGGAGUCAUACACUUAGGGUUAGGGUUUAAGAAUAUGUGCAACUCUAGCUCCAAUGCCAUAAUGAGCUUACAAAUGUCCUCAACGAUACCCUUUACUCCUGGACACAUGCCUGACGUAGAGGAGCCACGCAUCCCAGCGGGUCAUCAGCAAGCACAGAACCUGCCGUCGGGUCGUACGCUAUCCCGACGAUUCGUUUCAGCUCUAGAUGAGCUCACAAGUGGCCUCAACGACAUGUGCAACUCUAUCUCUGAUGCUAUAGUUAGCGGAGUUAUACACGCAGGGGUAGGGGUUAAGAAUAUGUGCAUCGCUGCCUCUAAUGCUACAGUUAGCGGGGUCACACACGUAUUCAAGCCCCAACGAUUCAUUUUAGCUCUACAUCAGCUUAUGAAUGUCCUCUACGAUAUAUGCAACUCUGCAUACCGUGGACUUGGCAGAAAUGGCCCCGCCAACGUCGUGCUGCAGUUGAACGGCCCUGCCCCCGCUCCGACUCAGAACCCGACUCCGCCGUCACCAGCGAACCACGCCCCUAUACCCGGCUCCGGGUCCGCAGCCAUCCCAGCGCCCCGUGUGCAGCCGCCCCGAGAACUAUCCGGACGGGUGCACGACUAUUGGGACUUCUUGGAAGCAUGGAACGAGGGCAUCAACGAGAAGUAUGGAUGGUGA